Messenger RNA from Octodon degus (degu), 2657 nucleotides. It is a transcript of the gene Gtf2e1, whose product is annotated as general transcription factor IIE subunit 1. Lineage: Eukaryota; Metazoa; Chordata; Mammalia; Rodentia; Octodontidae. Bases 256 to 1581 code for a protein of 441 amino acids. Gene Ontology annotation, cellular component: transcription factor TFIIE complex. Gene Ontology annotation, biological process: transcription initiation at RNA polymerase II promoter; transcription open complex formation at RNA polymerase II promoter. The transcript is spliced from 6 exons. The record is from RefSeq and is a predicted model, not a curated record.
GUGGGUUCCAAGGCUGGUCGCAAAAAUAAGGCGUUUUCUUUGUCGCACGGGUGGCGUGGGCUCCUGUAAGCCGGUAGUUGAGGUGCUGAGGGAAGCUGUAGUGGGGGAUUGUUCCUGCAUUCGCUUCGUAAACUUCGGGAAGCAGGAGUGGCAAGUGAAUGGGGAAGUUAGCAGGAUGGGAAUGUUGGAAGAACACGUGGCUGGAAGAUGUAUUGAAAGUUUUUUUAUCUAUAAAGUCAAAAUUGGCUGCUAAGGAUGGCAGACCCAGAUGUCCUCACUGAGGUUCCAGCGGCAUUGAAGAGGUUAGCCAAGUAUGUGAUCCGGGGUUUUUAUGGCAUUGAGCACGUGUUGGCCUUGGACAUCUUGAUUCGGAACUCCUGUGUGAAAGAGGAGGAUAUGUUGGAGCUACUCAAGUUUGAUCGGAAGCAACUUCGAUCAGUUUUGAAUAAUUUAAAAGGAGACAAAUUCAUUAAAUGCAGGAUGAGAGUAGAGACUGCUGCAGAUGGGAAAACCACUCGCCAUAACUAUUACUUUAUCAAUUAUCGUACUCUUGUUAAUGUGGUAAAAUAUAAACUAGACCACAUGAGAAGGAGGAUUGAGACGGAUGAGAGAGAUUCCACCAACCGGGCUUCCUUCAAAUGUCCUGUCUGUUGUAGUACUUUCACAGACCUAGAAGCUAAUCAGCUCUUUGAUCCCAUGACAGGAACUUUCCGCUGUACAUUUUGCCAUACAGAGGUAGAAGAGGAUGAAUCAGCAAUGCCCAAAAAAGAUGCGCGCACACUUUUGGCAAGGUUUAACGAGCAAAUUGAGCCCAUUUAUGCAUUGCUUCGGGAGACAGAGGAUGUGAACUUGGCCUAUGAAAUACUUGAGCCAGAACCUACAGAAAUCUCAGCCCUGAAACAGAGCAAGGACCGAGCAGCCGCUACUACUGGAGCUACUGGCCAAGCAGGAGGUCACCAUCGGGAAGCAUGGGCCACCAGAGGGCCCUCCUAUGAGGACUUAUACACACAGAAUGUUGUCAUUAACAUGGAUGACCAGGAAGAUGUUCACCGUGCCUCUUUGGCAGAGGGGAAAUCUGCCAAGGAGAGACCCAUUUGGCUGAGGGAGAGCACUGUCCAAGGGGCAUAUAGUUCUGAAGAGAUGAAAGAAGGUGGCAUAGAUAUGGAUGCAUUUCAGGAGCAUGAGGAAGGCCACACAGGGCCUGACGAUAAUGAGGAGGUCAUGCGAGCACUCCUCAUUCAUGAGAAGAAGACCCCCUCUGCUGCGGCUGGCUCUGUAGGGGCAGCUGCUCCUGUGACUGCCACGAAUCCCAGUGACUCGGAAAGUGAGACCAGUGAGUCAGACGAGGAGUCUCCACCCCGGCCAGCAGCUGCUGUGGCCGUGCAUCCUCGGGAAGAGGAUGAGGAAGAUGACGAUGAGUUUGAGGAGGUGGCAGAUGACCCCACUGUCAUGGUGGCGGGCCGCCCAUUCACCUACAGUGAGGUGAGCCAGCGGCCAGAGCUGGUGGCCCAGAUGACACCAGAAGAGAAGGAAGCGUACAUAGCAAUGGGACAACGCAUGUUUGAGGACCUCUUUGAAUGAGCUUUCUCUGCCUGUUCCUCCUUUCUGUCAUGCUCAUUUCAAAAAGAAAUUCCCUACCUUUGAAGAAAUCUGUUUAAGUGACUUUCAUGCCCUCUUGAUAGAAAGCACCUGUUAAUCUUUUGCAAAGAAUAAUGGGAGAGAAAGUUUGAUUUUAAUGCCAGAACUUCCCAGAAAGGUAGGUUGGCUGUAGGCAUUCCCUUCUCUGUUAUUACUACAGUAUUAAUGUUACUGUAUUUCUUUAUCUGAUUUUUUCUUUUGUUUUUAAGAUGCCCUUUUCUCCCUUCUGAGAUAAAUAAGGGAAGUAAAUUAUUUUUGCAUACCUAUACACACCUACUACGAUUUGUAGCAAUUUUUAUUUUUACCAAGCAUUCAAACAGUUCCUUAUAUUGUCUGCAAUCAAAGCAGCUUGCUGAUAGGCAAGUCAGUGGUUAGGGGAAAAGAAUCCUAAAACUCCAUGUUUCCCCUGAUUAAGAUUGGGGUCAACAUGUAAGAGGAGGUGAGAACAUGUGCAGAAGAGCAGCAGAUGUGCCUGAACCUUGUGAUUAGUGUGGAAACCAAAUUUGUGUCUGCAGAAUUGACCAGACUGGUAGAUUUCUAUGGUUUUGCUUAAUGCUUUUUUGGUUUGGAUUUUGGAUGAUACAAAGCAAAGUAUGCCUACUAUACCUUUAUAAAAAAUUAAAAGAAAAAAAUAGUCAAAUGACAAAGAAUCCAUGUAAAGGGUUGGAAAGAGUGCCUUAGAACUGCCAAUGUCUGUUGUGAUUUGGAAGUCCUUGAGGUAAACCCGAGACUGCCCCACCCCCACUAUAGACUUCUUGUCAGUGCUAUAAAUUAAGGAGGCCAUCCCAGCAGAAGUCAGCACAGACUAAUUGAUUACCUUCCUCUUUCUCUUUCAACAUCUUUUGAAAGCCCUUUUUUGGGUCUCUCUCUUGAUCCCUGUCAGACAUGGUAGUUUAGAGUGCAUCCUGUAUAUUGUGAAGCAUUGUAACCUCAAGGAACAUAGUUUGUUUGGGUUCUGAUAUGUAGUGUGAUUUUUAUGAAUGCAGAACUUUAAAAAUAAAGGACAAUUGUAUUUCUUA